AUGGAAUCUACAAAAAAACGUGAUUGGGAGAGAGACGAUCGGAAAAUGGAGUCCAUCGCCGGAGACUCCACUUCACCUUACAAGCUGUUGUUCAGAGCCCUAACGCUCAUACCUAUCUCUCACUACCUCCUAUUAGUGUUUUUCGUUUUCGUUGUUUUUGUAUACAAUCUACUCGAGAUUCAUAUCGUUCAGGACUUUUUCGGUGGGUUUGGAGGUGAUUCUGUAUCUCUUACGUUCCAUUCUUCAUCUGAUUUGUACAGAGAAGUCGUAUCCAAGUGUCAUCUGCUUCAUGGAAGAUAUUUUUCCACUCCAUGGCUUUCUAGUCCGCAUCUUCAGACUAUUUUGCUCAAUGUUUUAAUUAAGACUCCUAAAUUCAGCUACAAAAGAGAGAUAUUUCGUACUUCUGAUGGUGGAACAGUAGCAUUGGAUUGGUUGAUGAAUUCUGAUGUUAUAGAGACAAGCGCUCAAGUCAAUGGAACCAAUACAGUUGCUGAUAUUCCUCUUGUGAUAUUGAUUCCUGGCUUAACAAGUGAUUCUGCUUCCCCUUAUAUGAAGGAGAUUGCAUACAAGAUGGCAAAACAUGGAUGGAAUAUUGUUGUAUGCAACCAUCGAGGCCUAGGAGGCGUUCCACUAACUUCUGACUGUUUCUACACUGCAGGAAAGUCAGAUGAUUUAGGCGAAGUAGUGAAAUAUCUAUAUCACAAACAACCUGAUACUCCCAUAUAUGCUGUUGGAACUAGCCUUGGUGCCAAUAUUUUGGUAAAAUAUCUUGGUGAAGAAGGGGAUAAUGUACCUCUUGCAGGGGCUGCAUCCAUCAGUAAUCCUUGGGACCUUUUGAUUGGUGAUAGAUUCUUCACUCGUGGGAUUAUGCAGAGGUUCUACAAUAGAGUUAUGGGGAAUAACUUGAAAGGAGCUGCCAAGUUGCAUCAGGAAGUCUAUGCUCGCCUUUCCGAUUGGGAAGGAAUUGAAAAGGCAUGUUCUAUUCGAGAAUUCAAUAAUUACUCUGCUCGAAUUGCUGGAAAUUUUGAUGCAGUUGAUUCAUUUCAUAGAUGGGCUAGCAGUGCUCGUUUGGUUAACAAUGUAUCAGUGCCACUUCUAUGCCUCAAUGCCAUAGAUGAUCCCGUCUGCACUGAUGAAGCCAUUCCUUGGGAUGAGUGUCGGAAGAAUAAAAAUAUUGUUCUUGCUACCACACAACAUGGAGGACACAUUGCAUUUUUUGAAGGAAUGUCAGGAAAAAGCUUGUGGUGGAUAAGAGUUGUUGAAGAAUACCUCUCUAAUCUGCACUCAAGCAUGCCAAUGAGCAAAAAGCAGGCGCAAAAGUUUGCAUACUCAUCAUUUGAGACUCCACAGUUUCACGAAUCGCUUUCUUAAGACAAUUAGAGAACAAGUAAUCAUUUUAGGUUCCACUGAGUUCUGCUUAUUGUGAUUCAGCUUGUCUGUUACAACAAGAAAUUCGAUUUGUUAGUGUACAUGCAUAUUGUAUGUAUAUGUAUUUGUCUUAGCCCAUGUAUUAUUGUUUGUAUCGUUGUAUGUAGUGUAGGCCUGGCACAUGGCCCAUAUUAUAAAUACACAUCUACUCUUUCAUUUGAAGUGAAGGAGAGUAAUCUCCAAUAUGGAAAUUACCUAAGUUUCCUAAUUUCUUUCCCCUCUCUCUCUCUCUCUC
Molecule: messenger RNA, 1663 nt
Organism: Lactuca saligna
Lineage: Eukaryota; Viridiplantae; Streptophyta; Magnoliopsida; Asterales; Asteraceae
Source: the annotation of a GenBank genome assembly